UACCUCGGUGUGACCAGCAUAACUUUCAUUGCUGAAAUCGUAAUCCUAAAACCUCCACCCAGUCGCUUGAAGAUUCCUAGCAGUACCGUUUUAUCUGUGGUGGUACAGUGAACCGUCUUUAAACUGAUCAGAAUUUUUCAUAAGUGUUCAAUAAUCGUGUAUAUAUUUCAUCAAAUAUGUGGAACAGGAAAUAUGGUACUUAAUGAUCCAGCACCGACCUGCAGAAAACAUGAAAACCGAAGAUAUUGUGUUUAUUGGUGAUUUUAACGUCAGAUGAAGACAGGUACUGCCGUAUUUUCCAGGAUAUAAGGUUGGAUGAGUUUCUAUACGCACAAGCCUCUAUAAAAGUGGAUAUUUUAGUGAACUUCCUAUCGUGGUCAGUUUAAAUAAGAUCAGUGACAUUAAAGUUCAUGUAGCUAUAAAUAAACUUAUUGAACAAAUUUGUAAAUAUUUCUUAGUGAUUUCAGUGUUAAAUUAGAGUAGGAAUUUAAUUGACUGGCAUAAGAAAACAACGACCUAAUCUGUAGGUUAUUAAAACAAAAUUUUUCGAAAUUGUGACAGAACUAUGCCAUAAAAUGAAUUAUUUCAAAAGGGGAAUGGUAUUUAUCACGUUUUUCGUGGCUUGUAUCUCCAUGGCUCUGUUAGUGGCGAGUUUAGGGACAAAACACUGGGUAAGUGCUAGGGCCAAAAGGAUCAAGAAUCCGCUAGAAAGUGACGGUAAGAUCAACUUCGGGUUGUUCGAUGGAAAAAAGGAAUUGAAUGUGGCUUAUGGAUGGAGGACAUACGAUAUCGAUGUUAUUGAGCUAUUAAAGUACGAACCAGAAUUUUUAUCAUACGGCUUUUGGCUUGGAACAACUGUAGCAGUUUGUGCCGGCUUAUUUUUCUCAGGACUCAGUGCUCUUUUCGCAGCCAUUAACACAGCCACCACAACUUACAGAUGCUUAACCAAAGUGACGGGAUUGUAUUUUUGGAACUUCCUUGCAGUUGUCAGCGACGUGAUAGCUAUUUGUCUGUGGACGGCGCAGUUCUUUUUGAAUGUACAGUAUAGCGUACUUUCCAGAGAAGACAGGGACAAUGAAUGGACCUCAGAAAAUAUGGCAGAACUCGGAUAUUCCUUCUGGUUCGUCGUCGGAGCAGCUGUUGUAUCCUUUACAAAUAUCAUUCUAAUCCUGAUCGCAAAUACAGAGAGAGAAGUGGAGACAGUCAUACCAGUUUUAGAGGAAAAAGCCAACGGAGCCAUUAUGUUGUAUUAGUAUGUAGUGUAUAAGCUAUUGUAAAUAUUGUCAAAUUGUUCUUAUAUAAAUAUUAGUUUUGUAUGGAGUUUUAGUAUAUUCCACCUUAAAUUAUUUAUAAAUAAAAGUCUUCGCAUUGAA
Messenger RNA from Diabrotica balteata, 1373 nucleotides. NCBI's taxonomy places the organism in Eukaryota, Metazoa, Arthropoda, Insecta, Coleoptera, Chrysomelidae. The record is from the annotation of a GenBank genome assembly.